Messenger RNA from Girardinichthys multiradiatus, 5085 nucleotides. It is a transcript of the gene nfatc1, whose product is annotated as nuclear factor of activated T cells 1. The transcript has 10 exons. Gene Ontology annotation, molecular function: RNA polymerase II cis-regulatory region sequence-specific DNA binding; DNA-binding transcription factor activity, RNA polymerase II-specific; transcription factor binding. Gene Ontology annotation, biological process: regulation of transcription by RNA polymerase II; cytokine production; calcineurin-NFAT signaling cascade. Bases 898 to 3477 code for a protein of 859 amino acids. NCBI's taxonomy places the organism in Eukaryota, Metazoa, Chordata, Actinopteri, Cyprinodontiformes, Goodeidae. Gene Ontology annotation, cellular component: transcription regulator complex. The record is from RefSeq and is a predicted model, not a curated record.
GUGAUGGACUGGCGACCUGUCCAGGGUGAACCCCGCCUCUCGCCCAUAGACUGCUGGAGAUAGGCCCCAGCUGCCCCACGACCCACUAUGGAAUAAGUGGUAGAAAAUGACUGACCGACAAAUUAAGGUAAUUCUGAAGGCAACAGGAGGUCCAACCAGCAAGUGUGCCUAAUGAAGUGGCCGUAGUUUAAUAUGAAGAAAUCCUGUGGAACAAAUAUUCAGGUUCAGCUCAUUUUUACAAAAUGAAAGUUAUAGGAUCAAAACAGAAUCUAAAAAUGAUUUAAAACUUUUGCACAAGUGUUGCAAACAGAAGAUUAAUGAUGUCAUGGCGCAUGCGCUCUCUGCUAACAUUCAGCUUAAUUUGGGCACAGGUCCUCUGAAACAUCUUCUGAUCUUUAGGGUUUGGGGCUGAGGAUCCAAAUAGUCUCCUCCAGGUUUCCUUGAUUGGGUUCCACCAGGUGUGUACGCGCGUGCGUGUGUAUCCGCUGGACACAUCUGGCGCUCGUGCACGUUAAUGCGUCAGAGGGCGGAGAGCGGUGCGUCACCGGCCGGGGUGAUCCCCGCGUUUAAAAGCUCAGGAGCUUCUCGGUGCGUCACAGCGAGCCACAGAACCAGGAUCCCCCCCGGCACACAGAGCCCGGAGUUUCCCGGAGGAAACCAGACCGCACUCGCGGUCCAUUUAAACAUCAGAUUGUUUUCUACGGUUUGGAUGGGACUUUGUUCUCACUUGAAGCAGAAACUGUGAGGUUAUUAUCUGAGCCCUGGGAGGAGGAGAAGGAGAAGGAGAAGGAGGAGGAGAAGGAGGACCGUGCAGCAACUGGAGGAUAUUUAUGGAGGACGGAUCGCACCGGUCUGCUGCUUCGCUCACAGUUUAAACUUUUUUCCUCAGAGGAGAAAAUGAAAUCUGCAGAAGAAGAUGCAUAUGGCUUCACGCCGAACAUCAGCCUCUCCCUCCCACUGGGCAACCCAUGCCUGCCCUCCCAGUACCAUGGCCUCCAGUCCAGUACCACCAUAUCCGUCUCCAUUACAGAGCCUCAAGCCUUUGACUCCCAGGACGGCAUGAGAGCAGCCGGCUUCUAUUCAACUGUCCGUCCAAAUGGGGCCCCGACCCUUGAGAGUCCCCGCAUCGAGAUCACGGCCUACGGUCAGUUUCCUGAGGAUGAGGCACAGGAGAGCCGCCUACCCACUGCCAAGCGAGUAAACUCCAUAGGGACGCUGUCCCUCCCCAGUGCUGAUGGUUACCGUGAUCCCAGCUGCCUGAGUCCGGCCAGCAGCGUCUCAUCACGCAGCGCCCUCUCCGACGCCUCCUACGAGUCAAGCUUCUCCUACAACUAUGACAACUCCCCCCAGAACUCCCCUUGGCAGUCCCCUUCCGUGUCCCCAAAAGGCUCCACCCUGGUCCUGCCGGGUGAUGGCGGCGCCUCCUGUGGCUCCCCUCGUCACUCCCCCUCCACCUCCCCCCGUACAAGCAUAACAGACGACACCUGGAUGGGGCCUCGAGGUUCCAGGCCCAACUCUCCUUGUGGAGCCAAGAGGAAGUACAGCCUGAAUGGCAGCGAAGCAUCACACAAGAGCUUCCCAUAUUCACCCACCCACUCUCCAGGCCUGUCCCCUCACACCUCCCCACGGCUCAGUGUGACCGAGGAGAGCUGGCUGCCAAACACCAACCAGUACACCAACUCGGCCAUCCUGGCAGCCAUCAACGCGCUCACCACAGAUGGAGUGUCCGACCUUGGCGAGGGAAUCCCCAUAAAAGCUCGAAAAACCAGCCUAGAGCACAGCCCCACAGUCAGCCUGAAGGUGGAGCCUGGAGGUGGGGAGCUGCGUCAUGGAGACCUAUGUCAAGAUGAACCUUCUGCAAACCGAAUGACCCUCAAGAAGGAAGGCUACUGUGGAAGCUUCCUGGAUGUUCCUCAGCACCCUUACACCUGGACAAAGCCCAAGCAAUAUAUCAGCCCAUCUGUGCCGGCGCUGGACUGGCAGCUGCCAUCGAGCUCGGGGCCGUACAGCUUGCAGAUUGAAGUGCAGCCCAAAUCUCACCAUCGAGCCCACUACGAGACGGAGGGCAGCAGGGGAGCAGUGAAGGCACUGGCAGGAGGGCACCCAGUUGUCCAGCUUCAUGGCUACAUGGAGAGCGAACCUCUGACUCUGCAGCUGUUCAUCGGCACCGCUGACGACAGGCUGCUGAGGCCCCACGCCUUCUACCAAGUCCACCGGAUCACCGGCAAAACGGUGUCCACGCCGAGCCAUGAGAUCCUGCACAACAACACCAAGGUGCUGGAGAUCCCCCUGCUGCCGGAGAACAACAUGCGGGCCAUAAUCGACUGUGCUGGAAUCCUGAAGCUUCGUAACUCUGACAUCGAGCUGAGGAAGGGCGAGACGGACAUCGGCCGGAAGAACACGCGUGUGCGGAUGGUUUUCAGAGUUCACGUCAACCAGUCGAACGGCAGAACAAUGUCUCUGCAAGUUGCGUCAAACCCUAUCGAGUGCUCCCAGAGAUCGGCCCAGGAACUGCCACUGGUGGACAAGCAGAGCCUGGAGAAAUGUCCCGCCCCCGGAGGGGAGAGGAUGAUCCUCGAUGGGCACAACUUCCAGCACGACUCCAAAGUGGUGUUUGUGGAAAAGGCUCAAGAUGGCCACCACAUCUGGGAGACUGAGGCCAAGGUUGAGAGAGACAUGUUGAAGCCAAAUUCACUGCUGGUUGAAAUCCCUCCGUAUCGGACCCAGCGACUCUCCACCCCUGUCCAUGUUAACUUCUACGUCUGCAAUGGCAAGAGGAAAAGGAGUCAGUACCAGCGGUUCGCCUACAUCCCUACCAACGUCCCAACAAUAAAGACGGAGCCGCAUGACGACUACGAUUCUGCCUUGGUGUGUACCCAACAUGGAUCUGGCCGCUCCCUGCACCCAAAGCCACAUUACCCCCCUCAGGUUGUGACCCCAAUGAUCUCUGACCUCAGGCCUUGCGUUGUAGGAGGAGCUUAUGCCGUUAGUCAACAAAGAUUGGCGGCCAAGCCUUCCCCUGUGACCUCCUCCUGCUCUCCAAGUACAAGCCCCAAACUUCAUGAUCUGUCGCUGUCACCCUUUUCCAAGUGCCUCCAACAGUCGGGCCAUCAGUCCCCCACCUCUCACAUCUCCAUUAUCCAAGAAACUCCAGGAUGUUUCCAGCCUCCAGAGCUCUACCCACCCAGCAGUUCUUCUUCUCCUGCGAACUCACAGCCGUCCACCCCGACUGACGCCUCCUUCUCUCAACUCCCCGACAUGACUCCGACCCAGUCGGUCAGUGACAGCACCAGUCCCGGCACCCAGGAGCUCCCUAACCCAGCAGAGAGAGGUCAGUCUUCUCUGCAAGAAGACGGCAGCCCACCAACUGUGACGGUCAACAUUAAAGAAGAACCACAAGAGCUGGACCAGAUGUACCUGGAUGAUGGCCUCAACAUCUUCAGCGAGAAGAACAGAGGUGUUUUAGGGCUGAUAUGAGGAAUAAUUUAUAAUGCAGCAGCAGAGGUCAACAGGUAACUCUCAUACAGCCAUAAUCAUGAAUCACUGAGUCUGAGAAGAUCCAAGAUGUUUACUGGAUCUCCAGGGUGUAGGAAAAUCAUUGAACUGAUGAAAAACAAAGUUCCUCAAAGAAAGAUCAGAAAGGAUCUGCAGAACAUCAUGAAACCAUCGGAGAAUCUGGAGAAAUUUCAGGGAGCAGCUUCAGCUAGACAACCAUGAUCUCUGCUCCCUCUGACGGUUCUGCAUCCAGAACCAUCAUCCAUCAUCAGCUGAUGAACUUCAUGAAGCAGGAUUUAGUUUGGAGAACUUUCGUCCAGCUCCACUACAGAGUUAGAUUCACAGACUUUACUGAGCAGAGAAGAAGCCUGAUGUUGACCUCAGAGGAGGAGUCAGCUUCUCUGGGCUCAGAGGCUUCUGAGAUGGACCAUCACAGAGUGGAAACAUAGAUCACUCUCUAUCUGCUGCCUUUAGGACCACACUUCUCCAGGGAUGUCCAUUAUUUUUCACCAGAACAAUAGAAAACCACCUUCCAAAGGUCUGACUAGGGGCUCAGCUGCUGGACUGACCAGUGUGUCCCUGAUAGAAGAUGUUGGAGAAUUCAGAAAUCAGAAAUAGAGCAAAGAUGACCCUGGACACCUCAAGACAUGUUUGGAAAGAAAUUAGAACCUGGAGUUACAGAACUGUGGCUAAAGUUGCUCUGGAAUAACUGUUAUUUUUAAAGCGCUGCAGCAUGAAAGUUUUAAUUUGAUUGAUAUUAGCAGAUUAAAUAAACCUACUGAGACAUAACAGGAAACAUUUUGGACUCCAGGUAAACCUUUUUAGGAGCUUUCGUUUCACUUUCUGCUGUUGUGUUCCUUCUGAAGCAGUCAGACUAAGCUGCAUGCAGCUCUGAGGUAUUUGAUCUGAUUGACCCUGAAGGUGUGGAAGCUUCCUGAAAGCAGUCAGUUCAUACUCUGUGACGCCCUCAGACAGACUGAAUGAUCUCACCGCCAUGGCCUUCUGCGCUCACCGCUGAGGUCUGGAGGCUGCGCGCUCUGCAUGCCGCUGAUUAGAAAUAAAUUGGAUAAAUGAUCCCCAGCCUCAGCUAGGAAAACGGUCUGUGGUUGUGUGUGAUGUCAGUGAGGUAGAGGAGCUGAGGAGAUGAAGAAACACUAACCAGCAGCUAUCUGAAAAUCGAGCAGCGGUGCUUUGAUCUGUCACCAGAGCUCCUGCUGAAUAGUCUGGCUGAGCUUCCUGAUGACGUGGAGUUAGAUGGUGCUGUUGGCCUGCAGACUGCAGGAAUUAGACAGCUCCCUGUCCGCUUCCUCUGAAUGGUCUGAGAAAAGACAUCAACACCUCUCAGCCCCGUCUGCAGGAAUAUUUGUCUGGCUCCAGCCUCAAAUUACAUUUCAAAUCCUCUUUUAAAUUCUCUAAGAAUCUAAGGAUUUAGCAGCAAAACGUGGGUUAGUGUUAGGGUUAUAUAUAACAACAUAUUUUGUAUUCUGAUGCUUUGAUUCUUUUGCAAACACAAGCUUUAUGUAAAAUCUCAGCAUUAAUGUAAAUAGUUUUGGAACAAAAUGUCACUGAAAUAUCAAAAUAUUGACCUGU